UGUUGUGACGUGAAUAUUUUUAUUUUGCGAGAAAUAGUUCAUAUUUCAAAGUAUUUAAUUUAUGGAAUUCUUCUAAUUUUACAUAAUCUAAUUAAGAAUGAAUAAAAGCUUCAAGGAAUAUUCUAAAUUGGUCCAAGAACUAAAAAAGGAAUGUGCUGAACACGGCAUUAAUGAUGAGGAAUUUAAAAAACUUUACUUGGAGUCUUUAGAGUCAGUUAAUAGAAAUGAAAUACAAAAUAAGAACCGCAGUAAAAUUUAUGUGAAGAAGAGAAAAUUACUGUUAAUGCUUGUAUUACUUAUCCUUACUGCUUGUUCUUUUAAAUAUAUUUAUAACAAUGUCAUAUGCAACUUACAAGAAUUAAUUUAUCCUGGAUUAAGGCUGAUUAGGAAAAUGUCUAUACCUUUUAUUUCACUGUUUCCUGCAUUAACAGAAUUAUACCAGGAGCCUUGCUUGGUGCAGAACCCUUUUUUCACGGUAGUAGACAUGGAUUGCUGGCCGUGCAGUACAGUUGGUAAUGUUCACAAAGUGUUUGACCCUCAGCCUGUACAUCAACAGAAUUCAGCACCUUUUAUUUAUAAGAGUGAUCAACCAGAAGUUAAUUUGAAUGUACUGAGAGAUUUAUAUUUAAGAAAUAGAGAUACCUUUGACAAAGAGUCAUCUAAAAUUCUAAUGAACAAUCACCUCUAUAUAUCACCAUCACAAGUUUUAAUUCAAGAAGAAGCCAGCAACUUGUAUAUAUGGAAAAUAAAUAAUAUAAAUAUAGCAAGAAUCUUAAGACAAAUAAUACCGAGGUCAAAAGUAGUACCAAAAUUUGGUCAAAGCACAGAAAGAUACAUCAUAAUUGAUUCAAGUCAGACCUCAUUUAGAAUACCUGAUACAGAAUGUAACUUUGCUUUCUUAUUAUCUCUGAGUGGAAUGAGAACGGUGACUUUGAACCCUGCCGAGGAAUGCAAACAUCAAUGUAAAUCAUUGAAGGUUGAUUUAAAGGAAUCUGAUUUAUUAUGGUAUAAUUGGUGGUACUGGAGACCAAUAGUUCAACAAUCAAACGAUAAUACUACAUUUAUUGCACAUGUUGGAUCAUAUUGCUGAAAUUACACCGAGGAGAGUUUGUAACGUUCACGUUCCGGUGCGCCUGAUCGUUUAUAUUUCGUAAAAUGGAUGAGGGAAGGGAGUCGCGACGCCCGUCGCCCGUCGCCCGCCAACGCCGCGCCGGGCCACGGGUCGUGUUCGCGCCAGACGGCAGACGCAGACGCCAAACGGACGUAUACCGUGUCGAAAGUGCAUUCGAGUAGCUCGUUUUUUCGUUCUUCCGUCGAUACAG
Molecule: messenger RNA, 1322 nt
Organism: Papilio polytes (common Mormon)
Lineage: Eukaryota; Metazoa; Arthropoda; Insecta; Lepidoptera; Papilionidae
Exons: 6
Coding region: 98-1090 (330 amino acids)
Molecular function (GO): protein binding
Source: RefSeq, a predicted model, not a curated record